AAAAACAAAAUGGCGUUUGAAGGAGAAGACGUUGUUUAUUACAGUUGUGUGUUCUUAUUCAGUACGUACAUGUACACAUUUAUGUUGUUUGAUAGCGUAAACAUAUUUUAUAAUUGUUUGUAUUCGGAUACAUUAGUCUGAGCGCCUCGUAUUACCUUAGCUUAGCUUGCUAGUUAGCUUAGCAUGUUAGCCGCUAACAAAGAGAGGCGGAAGUGAUGAAAACACAUCGCUAAGCAGAGAUCAAGUGUGAGUGUAAAGUGUUGUGAUUGUGUGAAAAUGUGCGAAAGAACGACAGCAGAGUACGAGGAGGAACUUUGUCCAACAAAAGAGGAGAAGGAGCGACAACAUCAACUACUGGACGCUGUUUUCAAGAAACAUCAAGUUGUGUUACACAGAACAGACGUCCAGCAGCCCCCCCACAUUAAAGAGGAAGAGGAGGAAGUGUGGAUCACUCAGGAGGAAGAGUGUCUUCUAGGGCAGGAGGAGGCUGAUCUCACCAAGUUUGCACUGACUGUUGUCUCUGUGAAGACUGAAGACCAUGAAGACAAACCACCUGAGUCCUCACAGCUUCAUCACAGUCCAAGUGUCUGUCAGGAACAUCAUCUCCCUGAGCAACAGGAGUGGAGCUUCAAGAUGGAGCAGGAGGAGCCACAGCCCCUCUAUGUUAAAGAGGAAGACGAGGCGCCACAGACACCUCACAUUAAAAUGGAAGAGGAGGAACGCAGCAUCAGUCAGGAGGGAGAGCAUCUUGAAUGGUUGGAGGAGUUCCCAGUGAUUGGUGUCCCUGUGAAGAGUGAAGGUGAUGAGGUCAAAGGUGAAAGUGAGGAGAAGAGAGAGGCGGAGCCUCCAAGCAGCAGCUCAACUCAACACAUGACAACAGAAGCUGAUGGAGACCACUGUGGAGGAUCACAAGCAGACAAGCUCUUAGCUCCACUAUCAGAUAGUGAGGACACAACGUCACACUCUCCUGACACUGAUGAUGAAGACUCUAAAGAUGAUAAGACAUGUCACACUGACAACACACACUUCACGUGUUCUCACUGCGACAAAACUUUUAGUUACCGUUCUUGUCUGAAAACCCACAUGAGAGCGCACACCGGAGAAAAACCGUAUUCCUGCUCAGAAUGUGGUAAAUGUUUUGCACGGAAACAUGUGUUGAAAGAACACACGCAAAUACACACCGGAGAAAAACCUUUUUCCUGCCUGGUAUGUGGUAAAAGUUUUGUACAAAGGCACAAUUUGAAAGUACACAUGAGAAUACACACCGGAGAAAACCUUUUUACCUGUUCAGUCUGUGGUAAAGACUUUGUGCAAAGACAGUAUUUAAAAGUACACAUGAGAAUGCACACCGGAGAAAAACCUUUUCCGUGUUCAAUCUGUGGUAAAGGUUUUGUAACGAGUCAAAAUUUGAAAGUGCACAUGAGGAUACACACCGGUGAAAAACCAUAUUCCUGUUCAAACUGCAACAGAGGCUUUUGUGACCGGUCAACACUUGUCAGACACAUGAGAACACACACUGGAGAGAAAGUGUUGAGUUGCGAUCUUUGUGGUGAAAGAUUCUCCUAUAAGUACCAGUGUAAGAAACACAAGUGUGCUGGUGAGAACAGCAGCAGCAAAUGAAUCUGCGGGAUUUUAAAUUAACUGUAAAAAUAAAUAAAAAAUAUAUAUAUUUAUAUAACUUUGACUUUUCAUCGACAUCA
Nerophis lumbriciformis (worm pipefish) is the source of this 1700-nucleotide messenger RNA. The record is from RefSeq and is a predicted model, not a curated record. Lineage: Eukaryota; Metazoa; Chordata; Actinopteri; Syngnathiformes; Syngnathidae.